Messenger RNA from Peniophora sp. CBMAI 1063, 1842 nucleotides. Lineage: Eukaryota; Fungi; Basidiomycota; Agaricomycetes; Russulales; Peniophoraceae. The record is from the annotation of a GenBank genome assembly.
AUGUCGUUGACCUGUCUGCUAGGGCUAGUUCUCCAUGUCUCCCUGCUACCACAGCAUACUGAGGCCACUUUACAUCAGUCUGUGGCCAGUCCGCAAGGGUCAGAAUGGGAUUUCAUCAUCAUAGGCGGAGGCACUGCAGGUUCUGUUCUUGCUGGCCGACUGACGGAAGAUGAUGCCGUGUCGGUGCUUCUCGUUGAAGCGGGUGGGAUUGAUGAUCCAUCCAACCCCGCUAUCACGGUGCCAUUCUUCGCGCCCGAAGUCGAACGGACGGGCUCGAUAUUUGACUGGAACUAUACGACGGUCUCGCAGGCUGCGUUGGGUGGCCGUGAGCUUCCCUACCCUCGCGGGUUCGUGCUUGGGGGUACCAGCACCACGAACGGCAUGAUCUACACGCGUGGUGCAUCCGACGACUGGGAUCGGCUAGCUGCGGUUUCCGGGGAAGAAGGUUGGUCGUGGGAAAAUAUGGUGCCCUACUUUCUACGAGGUGAACAGCACGUCGCGUCCGCGGAUGCGCACGACGUCACUGGACAAUUCGAUCCUACCUGGCACGGCGAUGGACCCUUGCUCACUAGCCUAUCGGGCUGGUCGUCUCCGAUCGACUCGAGAGUUAUAGCGACAACGCAAGAGCUGGCGGGCGAGUUCCCAUUCCACAAGGAGAUGAAUGACGGUCAUCCUUGUGGGAUCAGUUGGCUACACUCGUCCAUCGCGAAUAGCGUUCGGAGCAGCUCUUCCACGGCGUACUUAUCACCGGAUGUCCGUGCCCGGACGAACCUUGAUAUCUUGCUCGGCACGCGCGCUACGCGCUUGGUCCGCACUGCUGAAGCCGAUGGAGUACCUGAGUUCAAAGCUGUCGAAGUUGCAGAGAGCAGCACCGCGCCUCGCUCUCUGUUCAAAGCUCGCCGUGAAGUCAUUCUGUCCGCGGGCGCCAUUGCAACGCCCCAGCUCUUGCUUCUCUCCGGCAUCGGAAACGCCUCAGAGCUCAACGUGGUCGGGAUCGAUACGACUCUGGGAUCGCCAGAUGUCGGUACAGCAUUGCACGACCACCCAUCUGCUUUCUUCCAGUGGUCUGUCAACAGCACCGACACAUUCGACGAUGUCUUCAGAAACAGCACGCUCUUCGCAGACACACUCGCACAGUACCAGAGGAACGGCACUGGUCUUUUCGCAGGCGGUCCAAUGGGAAACCAACUUGGCUUCUUCCGCUUCCCUGACGACUCCAGUAUACUUGCAGCGCAUGGUGAUUCGGCAGCGGGACCAGAUGCCCCGCACUUCGAGUUCGGCUUCAUCAACGGGUUCGCCAGUCUUACCCGGGCUCCGCCAACGACGGGCAACUACAUCAGCGGUGCGGUUAUGCUCGUGUCGCCGACAUCUCGAGGUUCGGUAUCCCUCAAUAGCGCCUCGGUUUUCGACGCCCCGUCCAUUGAUCCUGGGAUUCUCAGCACGGAGGAAGACAUCGACUUGAUUGUCGCCGCGGUCCAGACCCUCAACAAGUUCUACUCUGCGGAUGCAUGGAGGGAUUAUAUCCUUGCUCCCGCUGAGGGCAGUCCUGACUACAGCGACAAAGACGGCAUCGCAGCGUAUGUGCGAGAUACAGUGGUGGCUCUCACCCACGUCGUGGCGACCGCUCGCAUCGUGGACGUGAAAACCGGUCGAGGCGUAGUCAAUGCGGACUUGACGGUGCGCGGUGCGCGGGGGCUACGUAUCGUCGAUGCUAGCGUGCUGCCAUACGUCCCGGCCGCGCAUACGGCCGCCCCUGUAUACGCGAUCGCAGAGCGUGCGGUAGACCUGAUAAGACGGUCCUUUGCCCAAGCAGACCAUCACGCACGCCACAUCGAGUUGUGA